Molecule: messenger RNA, 4534 nt
Organism: Pocillopora verrucosa
Lineage: Eukaryota; Metazoa; Cnidaria; Anthozoa; Scleractinia; Pocilloporidae
Product: eukaryotic translation initiation factor 5B
Biological process (GO): translational initiation
Cellular component (GO): cytoplasm; mitochondrion
Molecular function (GO): translation initiation factor activity; GTP binding; GTPase activity
Source: RefSeq, a predicted model, not a curated record
ACUUACAAAUUCACAUGCAAUAACUUUUUUCGUGGAUUCUAUUUUAAAGUUUAGUAGUUUUACGGUUCAGAUCCAACUCCAUUUGAGCUCUUUAUCCUAAAUUUAUUUUGGAAUUUGGUUUUAAAUGACGUUUUUGCCUAUGCAACUUAAAGAAACGGCAGAAAUCGAUAGAAUAUCUGAAUCACAAACAAAGAGAUAGCGCCAGUCAUCUUUUUGACUUGCUUCCUGUGUUGUGAAUUAUUCCCCACAUGAUUUGGUAGAUAGUUUAAUCUACGAAAACGUGCGGCAAGUGAAGCAAGAUAAGGAUGGGGAAGCCAAAGAAAGGGAAAAAGAAGGACGCUGAUUGGGAGGAUGAUGUGCUCAAUGAUCUUGAAUCAUUAAAGGAGGACGGACUAGACAAGGAAAAUGGCGCAAGUGAACCUAAGGGAAACAAAAAUGCUGGUGGUAGGUUUCAAGGUCUUGAUAUUGAAGAUGAUGAGGUCAUGGAAGCUGAUGGAAAUGACGAUGAAUUGGAAACAGUGACAAGUUCAAAGAAAAAUAAGAAAGACAAAAAAAAGAAACAAGAUGAAACUGAAACAGAAAUUGAACAAAUUGCUUCCAAGGACGAUGGCAAAAGUGAAAAUGAUACUUUGGAGACAAAUAAUGAUAAUGAGAUUUUAGAUGAACCUAAUGUCACCACAUCUAAAAAGUCCAAGAAGAAAAAGAAAGACAAAAAGGAUUUUGACUUUGAUUUGGAGGAAGAUUCUGGAGAUGACGAAGUGAAACCUGUUCCAAAGCAAGAUACUGCAGCUCCGAAACCUGACACUAAUCCUGAUGAAUCUGGUGCUAUAAUAAAAACAGCUGCACAAAAAAGAGCUGAAAAGAAAGAAAGGGAGAAAAAGAAAAAAGAAGCUGAAAAAGCCAAGGCAAAAGCAAAAGCUACAAAAGAGGCAAGUAAAGGAGAAACCAAGGAGGAUGACAAGAGUGGAGAAGGGACUGGUGAGACCCAAGCUGAAACCAGCAAUGAAGAUAAGGGAGAAGGUGCGGGUGACAUGGAAGCUGACAAGACAGCACCUGAUAACCUGGAAGACAAGACCGAAGACCAAGAAGGUGAAGAGGAUGGAGAGGAAAAAGAUAAAAAGAAAAAGAAAAAGAAGAAAAAAGGAGAGAAAGAAGAGAAGAAAGUGAAGAAGCCAAACAAGGCCUUGGUGAAACAGAUGCAGGAGCAGCUGGAGAAGCUCAAGGCUGAGGAAGAAAGAAGGAAACAGGAAGAGGAAGAGAAACAAAGAGCUCUUGAAGAGGCAGAGAACAGGAGACUUGAGAAGUUAAGACUUGAACAGGAAAGGAAAGAGAAGAAAAAACAGAAAGAGAAGGAGAAGAAAGAGAGGCUUAAAAAGGAAGGAAAACUCCUCACUAAAUCACAGAGGCAACAGCGAGCACAAGCUCAAGCCAUGUUAGAUUCAAUGAAAAAACAAGGUCUAAUCAACAUUCCGGCCCUGAAUCAACAAGAGCAGGAUGGAGUGAGGAAACCAGUGAGGUAUGGCACAAAAAAACCAAAGAAACAGCAACCACAGCAGCAACAAGAACAAGAUCAGGAAGAAACAGUGCAGGCUGAGGCCGAGGAUAUUGAAACAACUGAAAGGGCAGCUGUUGGGGAGGAAGACAAGAAAUCUGAUGAGCUGCAGGAUGAUGACGCUGAAAACGAUGAACAAGAAGAAGACAAAGAAGAGGAAGAUGAAGAAGAUGAGGAAGAAGAUGAGGUUAAGGAUUCCUGGGAUGUUGAUUCUGAUGAAGAAACAGAGGAAAGCACUGCUGGUAAAGAUUCUAGUGCCAAACCAGCCGACACCGUUCAGGUGGAAGUCAAAGAGCCCACAGAUGUAGCUGCUGAGAGUGAAGAAGAAUCUGAGGAGAGUGAGGAAAGUGAAGAAGAAAGUGACUCUGAGGAAAAUGACGAUGACAGUGACAGCGAAGAAGAGUCGGACGACGAGGAAAGCAAAACAGAGACUGUAUGGGAAAGAAUACAGAAAAGGCAUGUGAGAGCAGAAGCCAACCGCAGCACGGACAACUUGCGAUCUCCUGUUAUCUGUGUACUAGGGCAUGUGGACACCGGAAAAACAAAGAUUUUAGAUAAGAUUCGUCACACCCAUGUCCAAGACGGAGAGGCGGGUGGGAUCACGCAACAGAUCGGUGCUACUAUGGUCCCUGUAGACGCCAUUAGAGAGCAGACGAAGAUGAUUAAAGACUUCCAGUCUUUUGACAUUAAGCUUCCUGGUCUUCUUAUCAUCGACACACCAGGGCACGAGUCUUUCAGUAAUUUACGUUCCCGAGGUUCAUCACUGUGUGAUAUGGCCAUUUUAGUGGUAGACAUCAUGCACGGCUUGGAACCGCAAACCAUCGAGUCACUCAACCUGUUGAAGAAGAGGAAGACUCCUUUUGUUGUGGCGCUGAAUAAGGUUGACAGGCUGUUCGAAUGGAAGCGAGGACCUAAUUCUGGCAUCGUAGACACGAUCAAGAAACAGAAGAAGAACACCAAGCAAGAGUUUGAUGAACGUGUGCAGAUCGUAAUCAAAGAGUUUUCUGAGCAGGCUUUGAACGCAGCUUUGUUCUACAACAAUCCCGACCCUCGUUCGUACGUUUCGCUCGUACCCACAUCAGCUCACACGGGAGAUGGAAUGGGAGACCUCAUCUCACAAGUGGUGCAGCUUACUCAAACAAGACUGGCACAGAGGCUCUCCUACUCAGAGGAUAUGGAGAGCAUGGUGUUAGAGGUCAAAUCACUGCCUGGUCUCGGUACCACCAUAGAUUUAAUCCUGGUGAAUGGGAAACUCAAAGAAGGGGACACAGUUAUUGUGGCUGGAAUUGAGGGUCCCAUUGUGACCCAAAUUAGGGCCCUUCUCACGCCUCAGCCCCUCAAAGAGUUGCGGGUCAAAAACCAGUAUAUUAACAAUAAGGAACUGUUGGGGGCCCAGGGAGUUAAAAUUGCUGCUAAGGACCUGGAAAAGGCCCUAGCUGGUAUACCACUGUUUGUUGCCCAGCAACCAGAUGAGGUGGAUUAUUGGAAGAAUGAAGUGGCCAAUAUACUACGCGACACUCUACAGUCUAUCAAGCUGUCUGAUCGUGGUGUGUAUGUACAGGCCUCUACGUUAGGAUCUUUGGAAGCCUUACUUGAAUUUCUGCGCACAUCAAAAAUUCCCUACUCCGGAGUGAACAUUGGUCCAGUUCACAAGAAGGACAUCAUGAAAUGUUCCACCAUGUUGGAGCACGAUAGCCAAUACGCUGUGAUCCUGGCCUUUGAUGUACGGAUAGAGAGAGAGGCACAAGAAAUGGCUGACAAUUUGGGCGUGAGAGUGUUUUCCGCAGACAUCAUUUAUCACUUGUUUGAUAAAUUUACAGCUUAUAGAGAGGAUCUAAAACAAAAGAAGCGAGAAGAGUUCAAACACAUCGCAGUGUUUCCAUGUAAGCUUCGAAUCAUGCCACAGCAUAUCUUCAACUCUCGUGGCCCGAUUGUCGUCGGCGUGGUCGUGGAGGCUGGUGUCAUAAAGGAAGGGACACCAAUAGCGAUUCCAAGCAAAGAGUUUUUGGACAUCGGUGUCCUUACUGGUAUUGAAGCAAACCACAAGCCACUUACUGAAGCUCGUAAAGGAAUGGAGGUGUGUGUCAAGAUCGAGUCGCCCCCAGGAGAGGCUCCCAAAAUGUAUGGGCGGCAUUUCGAUCACACGGACCUGUUGGUCAGUAAGAUAAGCCGGGAAUCUAUCGAUGCUGUGAAGGAGUACUUCAGAGAAGAUCUACAGAAAUCCGACUGGCAGCUUAUGAUCGAACUCAAGAAAAUCUUUGAAAUUAUAUAAAUAUAGAUUAAAGAGCGUUCAGAGACUUUAAAUUUUCAAUUGUAUGUCAUGCCCUUAGUGGCCUGGGAUCUGAUUGCAUCUCUUAAGUGUCAAGAAUCUUUAAGAAAGCUUGGUUGUGGGGGAAGAGUGAUGGUUGUUUUUGCAACAACCUCUGGUGUCACGAUUUAAUUUUCUGUCCACCCUAUCAAACAACUGAGUGCAUUACAGGUAACAUUUUGGACCAUGGUACAUGAAACUCUGACUUAAAGGACAAUCGUUGCUCAAUAAUUUAUAAUUACCUAGUUAAAGAAGUGCGUUGUGUGGCUGAUGUUCCAUACUGAGUCCUCUAUGAGUACAAGACUCCUGUAUUGUACGUUGUAAGCCUUAAUUUUUCGGCUUGAAGAACCUGCUUCAGGACUAGAAAAAUGUCUCUUGCUUGGGAGAGUACCCUUGGUAAAGUUAAUAAAACAAGGGCUGUAAGGUAAUUUUUUCAGUUGGUACCAAAGUUUGACGAAGUCGAGUCCUUUGAGUGAAGGUGUGCACAAAAUAAAGGAAUCCUUUAAGAGAGGUUCCAGUAAAUGACAACCAGUACUGUGUCACAUUAUGCAGUUUAUUAAGGGUGCUAGUUGCCGAGACUUAUCAAAUACUUUCCAACUAAAUGUUCAGAUACGUAAGAUGUUUUGUAGCUAAGUCAGACAAUUAAUGCUCCAUUAAAAACCCGCAAAAUUUGG